This is a messenger RNA of Sebastes umbrosus (honeycomb rockfish), 5801 nucleotides long. It is a transcript of the gene shroom1, whose product is annotated as shroom family member 1. Gene Ontology annotation, cellular component: adherens junction; cortical actin cytoskeleton; apical plasma membrane. The record is from RefSeq and is a predicted model, not a curated record. NCBI's taxonomy places the organism in Eukaryota, Metazoa, Chordata, Actinopteri, Perciformes, Sebastidae. Gene Ontology annotation, biological process: actin filament organization. The transcript has 9 exons. Gene Ontology annotation, molecular function: actin filament binding. The coding region runs from base 441 to 5168 and encodes 1575 amino acids.
GCUAGGCAGCCUCGGGUCUCGGUGGGGGGAGAAGGGACUCGCUAGAAGUCUUCCCUCUAAUAUCUAGCUCUCCUGGUUACUUGGUCUGGUCUCUUUUUUAAAGGAAGGAAGAUGUUCAGAAAGAGGACGGAAAUCAUUCUUAUUUAAAUUGAAACUUAGGACACAUUUUGUUUUCGGAUGGAAAUCAGGAAGGUCAGCGAUUUAGACUCAAAGUUUGGGAGCUCCUGAGCUGACUGUUUCAACAGGCUUUGAAUAAACAAAAAAGGAAUCAAGAAAAUGACCUAAUUAGCAGCAAGCGUGACGGACAACCGGGUGCAAAUGUGUUGGUCGUAAAUUCCCUCAGUUUCACCCGCAAGGAAGACACAUGCAUCAGCGCACAAACACGUACGACACAUUUGCAAACCCCGCCCUUCCCUUCCUGCCGUCCGUCCCGGUCCUCCAUGGAUUCCUACAGCUUCCACUUUGAGAGAAUGAGCAACGUGGACCUGCAUCCUCUGAGCCUGCCUGUCAGCCGGCUCUCCCCAGCCAAGUCCAACAGCAGCAUCGCCGACCAGCUUGCCCACCACCAGCACGGCAAAGGAGACUCCGCCUACAGCUCCUUCUCUGGCGGGUCCACCGCCCCAGACUACCCCUCGCCCUUCCUCCCAGACGACCUACAGUCCAGCUCCUUCGGCCACUAUGCUGAUCUUAAAUACGUGAAGUCCAUUUACAAUCCGACCCAGGUUCUGCAGUCUGACUCAAAGACCAUGGACCAGCUCUAUCGCUCUGUGGAAGCUAUCUCACAGCAGUAUCGCAGCACCAACGUAAACCACCACAACCAAAAUGGCAGUUUCCAUACCAACAACAAAGCCCUCUCUAAAAAAGAGUUGCCUCCAUCCCAAGGUGCUUACCCUCCUGUCCGUCCUCCUCCAGUCCCAGCACGCCUGGAUAGUUUCAUAGCCACAAAAAACUUGGAAAACAGCAGGGUCCACCAUCAAGGCACUGAGUUUCAACCCCAGCAGCCACAGCCUCAACAACAGCCCAGACCCCACAACCGACUCCACGCCCCAAAACCUGACACGGCUAAGCCAGAUACAGGCAAAUCCAGCUUCAAUUCUGACCCAGUGUACUCAGUUUGGAGGGGCUCUCAACAACCACAGGCUCAGCAGCCGCCGAUCUACCGACCCCACCUCCAGCCUCAUGAUCAGACCAGAGCGCCGUUGACCCCAGAGUACAUUUUCAUCCCGGAUAACAAAGCUGACUCUGAGCAGCAGAAGUCAACAAACAUCCUAAGCCGAUCACCUCCCCGAGGCCAGGCUGAGCACCUGAAACCCAGACAGCCCCCAAGCAGCGGUGGAUGUAACGGAGACCAUCACAACAAGCCCACUGGACAUUUUGAGAGUCAGCGCAAAAGGUCGCACUCGGCUCACGAUUGGCUUGGUUCAGAGCCGACCAGACCCGCCAGCCCUUACAAUGCCAGUCAGAGCUUUAUCAACAGCAGCAUCCAGCAUAAGGGUCAGUUCUACUUUGUUACGGGACUGUGUAAGCUGUCUGACUCGGCAUCUGUUUGUGGGUCUGAGUCUGGGAGUGAGAGCUCCACUGUGGUGGAGACACACCGGCUGAGAGACAAAGAAAGAUCCCACAGCACGAUGGAUAAUUUGUUUAGCUCUCGCUCUUCCAGCGGUUUGAUUUCAGAUGAGAGAGAGGCUUCCCAGAGCAAGGACAUGUCCUCCAGGAGCCAGGAUCAGGAGAAUCACAGACUGCCCCUCAUCUCGACGCAGUCCUCUCGAAGCUUGGACGCCUUAGAAGAAAUCGACAUGAUGCAGGGUCGAGAUAUCAGCCGCCACACUGCCAACAACCCUAUAUUCUACUGUGGACCUGACAGAAACUGCUCGCCACAUUCAACCAAACAAACCAACAACGAACAGCCCAACUACCACAAGAGAGAGGAGCAGGCGAAGAGGGGGAAACGGCAGCCGUUGGGGGAUGUAGCCAGCGAGAGGAUAAACAAAGAAACAACCCCGCUUCUGUACCACCUCACUGGAGCCAGCAGGGCGGCGUUACAGCCUAAAAAGGAUGCUGAUUUCAGUAUAAAAGGCAAGGAAGCAAUCCUGAACAAAGCAAGUCAUGGAGACGCGGCGGUUAACGAUGAGGCGAGACUUCCAAAAAGUGACACAAGCAAGAACGAUAGAGAGGACGUCGUCUCCGUUGCCUGUAACACCCUGGAUGACUCAUUUAAAAAGUACUACAAAGAGAAGCUGAAGGACGCCCAGUCAAAAGUCCUAAAGGAGACGUCAUUUAAAAGGAGGGACCUGCAGCUGUCGUGGCCACACCGCAUCCGGCAAAAACCUGAGCUGAGGCCUACGGUGAUUCACGCUUUCUCCUCAUCACAGGACUCCGAGACGUCCACAGAUACACUCACUCCCUCUGUGACCUCCGAGGAGACAGAGAGGGGGAGCAUCAAAGAAGAGGAGAGUCAGGAGGAGAGGGACAAAGAGACGGAAAAGGAAAACGGGAGACCGGCGAAUGUGGCCCAGCCCCAGGUGGCACGCAUCGGAGGCAGGAAGCGGUUGACUCCAGAGCAGAAGAAGAUAUGCUACUCUGAACCGGAGAAACUCCACCAGAUUGGCAGGGCUCCCGUCCACUCUGCAUGCCGCUCCUUUGGCAACGAAAGCGACGGCCAGUUUGCAGUCGAGGGAGAGGAGCAUGUACAGCAAGGAGAGCAGGGACUGGUUGCAGCGCGAAGGAAGAUGUUUGAGACGAGAGGUAGAGCGCUUUCAGCUCCCAGCUCUUCAAAGACGAACUUAAAGAAUCUGCAGCACAAGGCCCUGGUGGCGUACAUGGAGCGUAAGACGGGCCAGAAAGUGGCUGAGCCGCAGCAACCAGAGCCUCAGGUACCGUCUCCUUCCAGACAGAGACACUCUCUGGGGGAGAAACCCUUCGACUGGGUUCCCAGGCCUCUAUCAGGAAAUCAUGAAGGCAAGCAGAAGAAGCUCUACAGACCCCACUCUGCAGGCCGCAUCCUUGACUCCUCCACCAGCUCCCUCAGGUACGCCCAGUUCUUCUCAGCUCAGUCUUGUUCAGGCCAAUAUGCCGGCCAAUUGAAUCAGUCCAGAUGGAAGGAGAGCCAAGGUCCAUCUCAGGGGAAGUCCGCCUCAGUGGAGAGUCUUUUGGAGCAGCCAGAACCAACGAGUUUCUUCAGGAACAGAUCCACAUCCACACCACAAGCAUUUCAGGCACUCGACUAUGAGGAGGAUCCAUUACCAGUUACUACUAUGGAGACCUGGAGUCCCCAGACGAAUGCCACGGAGGACUCCUUAAUAAAGCCAGUCCCUGAGGGCCAGCAGCGUGUCCGUGUGGUCGCACAGCGGGGGAAGUCCAUGGAAGAGCUCGGGGCAUCAAAGUUAACAAGACCAUCAGCCCUGAGUAGAAGUUCUGAGCAGCUGGAUCAACUGUGGAGGGAUUCGACUGGACCAGGAGAACCGGACAGAGACAAGAGGAGUGUUUUAGUCUUUGCUGAAGUCAGAGAAGCCCAGGGGCAGGACCGAGGGAGGAAGAAGCAAAAUGUAGCAAAGCAAGCGGGGAAAGAACCAGAGAUUGUUGGUGAGAAGAGCACUCAGGGACAAACCCAAAACCAAACCCAGAAAACGUCUUUGUUGAACUCAGAACCAGGGGAGGAAGCCACAGUAGGAACAAGGAACUCGAGUAGAUCCACCUCCCCGGCCUCUUGCUCCUCAUCCCGGGCAAGGGUUCACUCUGGAUCUCCUGGUUCUCACGGCCCGGGCACAGAUGAGUUCAGGUCCAGUAGACUGCCCAGUGAGACUUCAUCUGACCCACCUUCCCCCAGAUGUCUAGAGACCAGUGAGAGGGAGAUCAAGUCCACCUCGUCCACCCCCACACAGACAAAGCUUCCUUGUGAGAACCGGCCUAGCUCCAGUAGAGUGAGGACUUCUCCGUGUGUGACUGGAUCAGAGACAGAGCAGUCGGUGGAUGAACCGAGCAGUGACGCCCUGCAGCCCGAUUCAAACCACGAAGUGUCUCUGAGCUGCGGCGUCACCACAGAUCCAUCGCUGUGGAUUCUCCCUCCAGAGGAAGAGAUCAAAGAGGAAGUCCAGGCUUCGCCGCUGAUAGACGUUUUUGCCAACGAGUCCACCAUCUCGGCCCCUCCGACGCAGACAAGCGAAACCUCUGUGUCUCCCUGCGCCUCCGUCUCCGACGCAGACAUCAGUCAGCAGGUGGAGGAGGAGGAGGAGGAGGAGAAGGAGGAGAAGGAGGAGGAAAAUCCAGAAGAUGAGAAGCCGGGAGAGAACCAGGAGAUGGAGGAGAGGGGAGCACCGGAGGGAAAGACGGAGAGCGUGGAGAGGCCCGCCGAGAGACCUCAGUGGGAGGAGCUGGUAGAAGCGGCAGUCAAGGCCGACCAUUCGCUGGCCAGAGUGCUCUACCCGCUGUCCAAUCGUAAAACAGCGCUGAUGCUGAUGGAGCAGCUGCUGUCAGAGGACACGCUGCUGAUGGAGGAGCACUACAAGAAGAAACAGGAGCAGAAAGGAGCAGCAGAAAGUGCUGAAAUGGUCGAAGCAGCUGAACCACCUCCGUGUCCUUCUGCUCCCGACAGCCUUAAACCUCAGAGUACAGACCCGCAGAGCAAAGCUGACAUCACUGAGAAAAAGCGUCUGUUAGCGUGCUGUAUCGAGGAGCGUCUGCAUUCGCUGGAGGAGACGCGUGGCGCCCUGCAGACAGAGAUCCAGGAGAACGUGGCCCACGGAAAGCGUCUGGAGGUGCUGGUCCGGGAGCGCUGUCUGCCCAUGGAGCUGGAGCGGUACAACCUGUUCAUAGGCGACCUGGAGAGGGUGGUCAGCCUGCUGCUGUGUCUCUCUGCUCGGCUGGCCAGGGUGCAGAACGCCCUGAGCACCGUCGACCAGCACACAGAUGCUGAGGACAAGCAAUCUAUGGACAGUCGCCACCGUCUGCUGUGCAAACAGAGGGAGGACGCCAAAGACCUGAAAGACAACCUGGACCGGAGGGAGAACCUGGUCUCCACCUUCCUGUCGCGCCAGCUGUCCGCCGAGCAGCUGCAGGACUACCGGCGCUUCGUGCAGACCAAGGCCUCGCUGCUCAUCAGGCAGAAGGACCUGGAGGAGAAACAGAGGCUGGGAGAGGAGCAGCUGGAGGCGCUCUCCAACUACCUGUGAAGGGAGGAGCAACGGAAAGCACAGAUUCCUCCUUUCUUUCUUUUUUCUUGACUUGCCUUGAAGUAGGAUGUUUCAAAAAGACUUGUAGAGGCUGUACCGUUCACGUGGAUUAUAAGAGGUCCAGCUGAACACUUUGCACCGUGUUUUGACUUUUCUUUUCUUUCCUGCUGCUCUCCUCUCACACCACUAUACAGGCUGCACAUGAGAUGAGCAUUAGAGACUGUUGAGACUAAAGCUCCCUGCCUUUCUGUCGUCUACCGAGGGUGCUCGGAACGCUCACCCAAUCUCCGCCCAAUGUCUGCACAAUCUGCAAUGUGCACCCGAAGACUUUCCCCACAUGUUUCCGUUGACUUUGAGCAGAGGACUGAGCUGUUUUUUUUUUUUUUCUGUGUGCCUUGAUGUUGCUGUGGAACGUUUUCCAUAGAGAGGCGAAGUCCCGCCCCUUACGGUGGACACAAUGGGAUUUUUUCAUCCCGUUUUAAUUACGCCAUGAAUCACACAUAUGAUGUUUGUCAAUUUAUCAAAGAUAAUUUAGCAAGUCAAGAAAGUCGCAGUUUGUCGUAGUAUCGUUUAGCUUUGUGUGAAACCACUCAGUGAACUACAUCUCUCGUCCACACGCAAAUGUAAAGGGAU